This is a messenger RNA of Brienomyrus brachyistius, 3673 nucleotides long. RefSeq names its product scavenger receptor cysteine-rich domain-containing group B protein (gene ssc4d). The transcript has 12 exons. Gene Ontology annotation, cellular component: membrane. The record is from RefSeq and is a predicted model, not a curated record. The coding region runs from base 571 to 2298 and encodes 575 amino acids. Lineage: Eukaryota; Metazoa; Chordata; Actinopteri; Osteoglossiformes; Mormyridae.
CCAGAGUAACAUAAUUUUUUGGAGAUUAGAAGAAUUGCCUCUUUACUGUUACUACAGAAAAUUCUCGGGGGGGUACCUCAGGGUCUGGCCAUGUGAAGCGGAAGGGACCCCCCCCAACUCCUUGAAAUGGUACGGUGCCUCAAAUAGGCUGAGCUGCACCUUCUGCGAUCGUCGCCCGUAACCUGAGCCUGUGACACCGCAAGGGCUUGGCUUUCAAACUUACCCUCUUCCUUUAAACACCGUCCUCACGCAGGUACUGGCUGUUAGGACUUUAAUAUCAGCUCUUUUUUUUUAACGUAAUCACUCUUAGUGAAACGAGGUACUUAUACUCACUGAAGGUUAGGGAGAUGAAAGAUUCAGGUUCAAGCCCAGCCGGAAGAGAUCUUCCUCCCACAUUCUUAUGUUUUUCUGGGUGAGCAAGAGAGCCGUCCUGCGGGUUGCCAGUUAUUCAAAACCCAAAGGAUAAAGAGCGGAGGCGCCGGAUACGACGGGAAAUAUCACCUAUUUAGGAAAAAAGAACGAAUUCCAAUUCAGGGUCGGUCCUGCCUGCAUCGGAGAACAGCAGGUGUCAUGCGCGGCCAGCGAGCACCAGACCGACGCCCGGCCAUGUGGCUGCUGCUCGCCUUCGCCGUGUGCCUGCUGCUGGCGGUGCUGAGCCUCGUUACGCAGCUUGGAAACCUGAAGUUGACCAAGCGAUCGAUAAUGAUGAACAGAACAGCCCAGAGUCAGACAGAUUCUCAAGUGCGGCUUGUGAAUGGGCGAGGCCGCUGUGAAGGCCGUGUGGAGGUCCAGCACAACGGCACCUGGGGCACCGUGUGUGAUGACGACUGGGACAUGGUGGACGCCAAUGUGGUGUGCCGUCAACUGGGAUGUGGCUCUGCCAUCGCCGUGGCGAGCAGCUCUGCCUUUGGCCAGGGGGUGGGGGCCAUCCUUCUCGAUAAUGUGGACUGUGCCGGCCAGGAGACGGACUUGGGCCAGUGUGGGAGCCUAGGCUGGGGCAUCCAUAACUGCUACCAUUACGAGGACGUGGCAGUCACCUGCAGAGACACAUCAGUGCUAAAGACACGUGGCCGUGAGGAGUCCACCACGGAGCCCCCUUCUCUUGCUGGCCAGAGAGAUGGCACACUCCGCCUGGUGGGUGGGGCCGACCGCUGUCAGGGCCGCGUGGAGAUCUUCUACAGGGGCACCUGGGGCACGGUGUGCGACGACGACUGGGGCAUGCAGGCUGCAGCAGUGGUGUGCCAGCAGCUACGGUGCGGCCACUCCCUGUCUUACACCACCAAUGCCUACUUCGGAUACGGGACCGGGCUCAUCCUGUUGGACAACGUAAACUGCAAUGGCAACGAGAAGCAGCUGUCCAGCUGCUACAGUCUGGGCUGGGGUAUCCACAACUGCGGCCACCACGAGGACGCGGGGGUCAUCUGUGCGGGAUCAGCCCCUACCACAGCAUCCCUACCAGACACUGACACGAUGAGCAAAGGCCUGUUUGGUCAUACUGAGAGCCCACCAGUUACAGAUGCCACAUUCCCCCUCCCCAGGACAACAGCGAGGACCACAGGGCCAACCACACACAGCCCAACGACCAAAUCUCGCACCACCAUCCGCGUGGUGAGCGGGAACAGCAGCUGCCAGGGCCGUAUCGAGAUCUUCCACGAGGGCCUAUGGGGGACCGUGUGUGACGACGAGUGGGACUUGCCCAACGCUGCGGUGGCAUGCCGGCAGCUUGGGUGUGGGCCUGCCGUGGCCGCCAUCCCGCUGGCCUACUUCGGCUACGGCUCAGGGCCCGUCCUGCUGGACAAUGUGGACUGCCGCGGCGAUGAGGGCCAGCUCACUGACUGUUUCCAUCUCGGCUGGGGCCAGCACAACUGUGGCCACCAUGAGGAUGCUGGGGUCAUCUGCAUGCCAUAUCAGGCCCCCGCUGUAUUGCUGAAAGAUCUCGAUGCAACAAGACUGACCCCCACCACGAAGACGCCGACAGAAGGGACGGUGAGGCUGGUGAAUGGGCGGCACCGGUGCGAGGGUCGGGUGGAGAUCUUCAUGGGUGUGGAGUGGGGCACGGUGUGCGAUGACGCCUGGGACCUUCCGGAUGCCCUGGUGGUGUGUCGGCAGCUGGGCUGUGGGUCGCCCACUGCAGCACUGGGCGAGGCCUUCUACGGGAGGGGCGACGGCACGAUCCUCCUGGACAAUCUGAAGUGCAGCGGCGAGGAGCAGGCGCUGCACCAGUGCUCCCACAUUGGCUGGGACGUCCACAAUUGCGACCACUCGGAGGACGCGGGCACCUCCUGCAUGCUGCUAUGAUCCAUCCCAGCGCCCCCCCCACACGGGACAUGCGGACUUGUAAACAUUCUGUAAAUAACAACAAACCUCCUGAAGGCAUCAAAACAAGCAAAGUGAUUAUAUAUUAUAUAAUAAUUAUAUAUUCUUAUUAUGCACUUUAUAAAUAUCGGUACAUUUUCACGAUAUGGAGCAGAGUAGCGCUUGAUAACAAAGCACUCCCAUUUUGUUGAAAUGUUGCAAUAAUUAUCACGCGGUUGCUUUUCGGCCUUCUCCAUACAGUAAUGCACUGGGAAUGGGGGGGGUGUGGGGGGGUGCGGUUAGAGUCAUUCAGUCAUUCAUAACUUAAAGCCGUGACACGAGAUCCCUCGCUGACACGUUAAGAUUAAAACAGUACAGCGAGAUGCCUUCUGCUGAAGAGGGUGUUCCCCAAACUUGUUCCCCAACUUGUGCUGUGCUCAGCCAGCCCCUUUAAGUGAUGAUUUCAAUAAAGGUGGGGUUCGCUUCACCAUGGACUGUGAACUCUUUUCCCAGCCAGAUCUCCAGCUGUAAAUGACAGGAGGACAGAUGCAUCAGAAUCACACCUGCCUGUUCAAACUCCCUUCAGUCUCCUCCUAGUGCUUUGUGUUAAUCCUUCAUAUUAAAAUCUGAAUCAGAACGCUUUAUAUUAUGCCAGGGGAAAUUAGUGAAAUGAAUUUCAGCAGAUGGGGUCCAGCAAGAGGCCAGUGUGUAAAUGUCUGUGCCUUGAGGACUGCUUAACUGGCAGCACCAACAGCACUGGCCAGUGAUAUAAAGAUACUCAUUAGUGCAGUGUGUAUCACUGUGAGCCUUGAAGACUGCUUAACUGGCAACACCAACAGCACUGGCCAGUGACAUAAGGACACACAUUAGUGCAGUGUGUAACACUGUGAGCCUUGAGGACUGCAGCCUCCUUCCCUUUAAAGAUCUCCAAAGCUCUCCAGACGUCUGUAGUGUCACCAGUGCCCCGAGAGACUGUUACACUCUGUCCCAAGAUUCUCCGCCAGUCAACAUGUAGCAUUUAUAAAAAAAGUGCCAAGACAUUAACUGGCAGCAUUAUAUGCAGGAGAGACCCACUCACCCGGAAACACAGCAGACUUGCCAGAGUCCAGGGAAGCAUCAUUCUGGCUGUUAUGGGAAAACUAUUCGAAAUUAUUCACCCAAAAUGUAAAAAAUACAGUUUUGGGAACAGUUGCUACAGAAAAUGCAAUAAAAAUGUGGAAACAUGCUCUUUAUCCUCUUAUAAUGUAAAUAAUAAAGUAUAUUAUCAAUAUGAAGAAUGCUCUAUGUUAUUUACAGUGCAGAUACUUUGUAAUGACAGGUAUACUAAAUAUUUAGUAGAAUUGUAUAUGAAUCUGCUAUCAAUAAACUGUCUGUAACA